Messenger RNA from Phyllostomus hastatus (greater spear-nosed bat), 603 nucleotides. RefSeq names its product PPP1R2C family member C (gene PPP1R2C). Gene Ontology annotation, biological process: regulation of signal transduction. The record is from RefSeq and is a predicted model, not a curated record. NCBI's taxonomy places the organism in Eukaryota, Metazoa, Chordata, Mammalia, Chiroptera, Phyllostomidae. The coding region runs from base 1 to 603 and encodes 200 amino acids. Gene Ontology annotation, molecular function: protein phosphatase inhibitor activity. The transcript has a single exon.
AUGGCUACUUCCACCAACUCACACAGACCCAUCAAGGGGAUCCUGAAAAACAAAGACUCCAUGGAUUCUUCCAUGGGGGCCCCUGCCCAGAAGUCUGGAGGGCCUAAUCAAGUACAGACUAAAAAGUCUAAGAGGUGGGACGAAUCAAAUAUCCUUGCCACAUGCCGCUCUGCAUACAGAGACUAUGAUUUAAGGAAGAUAAAUGAGCCUAACAUUCGUCACCCGAGGUUUCAAGAUGGCAAAGAUACCGCGCGUGAUUUAGAAGCAAAAGGCCAGACUGGAGACACCACUAUUGAUAACUUAGCUAAGAAAUUAGCCGCCGCUGAUUUCUCUGAGCCGAAGGGUCUCAUGGGGGAGCCAGAGAACAAGCAGAUACACAGCAGAAUCUUCAUGGAUAAACAAGAAAGACAGCGGCAGUUCGAAUUGAGAAGGAAGCUGCAUUACAGCGAAGGACUGCACAUGAAAUUAGGUAGGGAAUUAAUUGCAAAAGAACUCCAAGGUGAAGAAAUGGGUGAUGAAAACGAAGAAAGCCCACCUGUUACCAAUGAAAAGAUGACUACAGCAGGAGAAUCAGAUGAUGGCCCUGUAAGUGAUGAACUGUAA